This is a messenger RNA of Coccomyxa subellipsoidea C-169, 1938 nucleotides long. RefSeq lists its product as hypothetical. The transcript is spliced from 12 exons. The coding region runs from base 1 to 1938 and encodes 645 amino acids. Gene Ontology annotation, biological process: proteolysis. The record is from RefSeq and is a predicted model, not a curated record. Gene Ontology annotation, molecular function: metalloexopeptidase activity. Lineage: Eukaryota; Viridiplantae; Chlorophyta; Trebouxiophyceae; Coccomyxaceae.
AUGCUGUCUUCAGUGAGCUCAAUUGAGGUGCUUCAAUUUCUUUGCAAGAUCUUCUUCUGCAUAGUCCAAAACAACCGCACAGCUUCGCCCCUGCCAGGAACGUCUCCAGCUGACCAAUUCUCGGAGGGCAGAGCUUUGCGAUUAAUCAAACGCUUAGCAAAUGAUUUCCCACAUCGCCAGGUGGGUGCCAAACAUUACAGUGACGCAUCAGCUUUCCUGCUGGAUGAGGCUCGGAGUGUGCAGCGACUUGCUGCAAAAAGACAGGACCUGUCCGUGCAGGAUUUUUUUGAGGCGGGUAUAUUGCCUGCCGACACGGAUUUUAGGAUGAUGUCUGCAAAGUACUUUGGGGAGCUGCCGGGCCUUGAUAUUGCAUUCCUGCUGGACUCUGGAGCCUACCACAUGCUCGCAGAUGUGCCUGAAAGAAUCCGCCCAGGCACCUUGCAGGCUAUGGGAGAGAAUGUGGCAGAGUUGAUUGUAGACAUUGGGGACAACCUUAAGCAGGGGAAAGAUGAGGUGGAGGGAGAUGAGAAGUUGAUAUUCUUCGAUGUGCUCGGCUUGUUCAUGGUGACAUAUCCCAUGCGGCUGGCUAGGAUUCUCCACAGGACACCGCUCAUCCUUGCCCUGGCAUUGCCCCUCCUCAGCUUAGCUGUGGGGCCCAAGCUGCAGCGCACCGUGCUGCAGCAGUACCUUGAGCAGUCCAAGAUGGCCCUUGUGGCCUUUUUGAGUGCCGCACUCGCAGUCAUCACUCCUGUGCUCUUCAGUGUUGCAUUUGUCUAUGUCACAGGGAGGCCACUGGCGUGGGUGGGCCACUCUGCAGCAGCAUAUGCGCUGUACAUGCCCCUGGCCCUGGCUGGCGCACUCCUGCCAUAUGGCCUGGCACCCAACGCUCAGCCAAAGUGGGUCCUGCUGGGCUUUGCUGUCCACAUGGGCGUUCUGGCAGAGCUGCUCACCACUGCUGGCUUGGGCGCUGGUUAUGCUUUGACUGCUUGGGCCCUGGCGGCUAUCUUUGCUAGCCUCUUUGUCUCUGGGGAGGACGGUGGGGUGCAGCUGCCCUGGCUGGUGCUGGCAGCAGCGCCGGCCAUUUUGCUGGUGGCGCCCCCGGCGCUGAUGCUGUCCCUCCACAUAGUGCAGAAAGCCAGCACCAGCGGCGCGCCCUUCCUGCAGUAUGGCACAGACAUCUCCGUCGCUGUCGUGCUGGGGCUGUCACUGAUCGGCUGCGUGGGCUUUCUGGGAGGCCUCUUCGCGAUCCAAUUUAGAGCGAAAAUAUGGGUGCCGGUGCUUAUGUUGUGUGUCUUCUCGGCCAUUUUUGGCGUUGUCUGGACGCAGAGAGUGCAGCCGUACACGGCUGAAGCGCCCAAGAAGGUGUACAUGUAUCACAUGCAUCAUGUGAAUGGCAGGAGAGUGGCAAGCUCAACAUGGGACCUGGCUGCCAUAGACUCGUCACCCGUCUCUUGGGCGCUUCCCAGCAGCCUGGCAAGCUUGCCGGUAGGAGAGUGGAAUUCGGGCAGCCAGAUUGUGCUGUACCCGGUGAACAAAUUCAUGCAGGGGAUAAGCCUUCCAGCUCCUGCGCCAGAGCCAGGCACCCCGCUGCCACGCGUGGAUCUGAUUAGUCUGUCAUUCCCCAGCUUUGGAUUCUAUGGAGCCCUGAACCUCACCGGGGACAUGACUGCCUGGUCUUUCACCAACAAGACCUGGCCGAUCGAGGGGGCAAAGGCAGAGAGGAUGGUGCGCUUCACUGGAGCCAAGGGGAGCGAGACAUGGAGAUUCUGGGUGGACAUCAGAACAGGAGGACAGCUGGCCAUUGAUGUUGUGGCAGCGUCCAUAGCGAAAGAAGCGUCGGAGGCAGCGAGGCUGACGGCCAGCUUUCCAGCUUGGGCCUCCGUCGCUGCCUCAGAAGCAUACCACAUGCAUUGGGCGUCAGAGCCGAGCGAGCCCUGA